AAACCACGAGAGUCUGGCAUCAUCAAUAUGAUGACAAAUGUGAUUAAUUUGACCUUAUUUUGAUGGUUUGAUCACACGCGACUUUGUGGAUACACGGAGGCGCCUGAGAGAUGGACAAAUAUGGACUUGGCAGCGUCUAAUGAGCGAUACAUGAGAGAUGUUGAGAGGCACUGUAAUGGAAAUAAAGCAGACUGGCCUAGAAGCAUGAUCAACAUGGUUGAUUCCUCCAGUGAGGACACAGAAAAGAGCUCUGUACUGCAGACACAUACCCUCAGAGAGUUUGAGCAGCACCUCAAUGACCUGAAGAAAGAAAACUUCAGCCUCAAGCUUCGCAUCUACUUCCUGGAGGAGCGUUUCCAGCAGAAAUUUGAGGACAGCAGCAGUGAGGAUGUCCACCGCAGGAACAUUGAGCUGAAAGUUGAAGUGGAGAGUUUGAAACAGGAACUCCAGGAAAAACAGGAGCAGCUUGACAAGGCCCUAAGCACAUCAGAGAGUCUGACCAAUCAGAAUGAUGUGGAGGUGCAGCAUCAAUCUGAGGAAAGACAGCAGAAGGCCAAACACAUGCAAGAGAUCCUGGAGACAAAGAUCCAGCUUUUGCAGGAGGAGGCUGAGCUGGCAAGGAGUGAAGCAGAAAAAAUGGCUUCCCUGGCUGACUCAGAAUCCCAGCGCUGUUUGGCUCUAGAGAGGAUGAUGGAGAUGCAGGACGGAGAUGAGAGCUUGUCCGCCAAGGCACAGCAAGAAGUUCUGGCUAAGAAAGAUAGGCUGAUAGAAGAACUGAAUGAACACCUAUGCAGAAGAGAGCAAGAGGCAGCUGGUUUAAGUGCAGAUAGGGACGUCCUUAAUGCAAAAGUAACUCAGCUGGAAGAACAAGUGCAGAGCCUGAACUUUUCCCUCCAACAGAAAGAAAAGCAGACCUUAAGAGAAGAACUGACAUAUGGAAAAAGCAGCACACAGCAGGAUAUGCAAAGUUUGAUCCAGGAGCAGCAGUCUCAGCUGGUGCAGUAUGAGAAUGCAGCUGGUCAGUGUGUGAGCGAGCUGCAGAAGGCCCAACAGCAGGUCCAGUCUCUACAGGCCAAGAUAAGAGAGAGCGAAGCCAACAAUGAGAAGCUACAGCAGAGGAUCGGGGAAAUGGAAAGUGAACUACGUUCAGUCAGAGAAGCAGCAUGUGGUCAAGAGAGAACAAUACAGACCUUGAGUGACUCACUGAACACUAAAGACUCUGAGAUCACUGAUCUCCACCGGCUCAUUGAGGAACAGAAGGAGCUUUUGUGCUCUCUGAAGCAACAGAACAGCCAUUACCAGCUUCAAGAGCAGCAGAUGUCUGGAGUGGCUCCGAGUCGUUUGCAGACCGAUCUGUUGGACCUCCAUGGGUCUCUGUUUACCGCUCAGCUGGAGAUACAAGGCCUCCAAAGAGCACGGCAACAGGGCCAGAGACGAGAAGAUGACCUGGCCCGCUUGAACCAGCAUCUCCAAGCUGACGUGCAGGGAGCCCUGCAGCACCGGCAGGAGGCAGCAAGACACAACCAGGAUCUGCUGGCUGCUCUCCAGAGGGCUCGCUUUGAGUUGCAGCAAAUGGAGGAAAAAUAUAUAGAUGAAGGGAGACAGAGAGUGAAAGAGGUCGAAGAACGAGAGAAGACCAUCCGAGAGCUGAAGACCUUACUAGAGAACAAAGAGCACCUGAUACAAGACUACAGUGAACUGGUGGAUGGCCAGAGCGAGCCAACCGGGAAUAGAGACAAUCUCAUCCACAAGCUAAAACAACGCAUUCAGGAAAGAAAUAGAGCACUAGAGAGAGCAAUAGAUGAGAAGUUUGUGUGCAUGGAACAGAAAGAAGACGAGGUGCUUAAACUGCAGCUGGUGCUGAGAGAAAAAGAGAGAGACCUGGAGAAACUCUGCUGUGUGUUGUCCAAUAACAAGGAAACCAUCACGAGUCUGGAGUUGCUUCUGCGUGGUAAAGGUUUAGAGCUGGAGCAGGUAUGUGAGGCCUGGCGCAGUGCUCAGUGUGUUCAGCGUGAAAGAGAGGAGUCACACACACGUAGUCUGCGAGAAAGAGACACUCUGAUCAGCCAGCUGCAGACAUUACUCCGUACACACACCAAAGAGUCUGAGGAGAUGACUGCAAUUCUACUCAGUAAGGUGUCGGUCGGGUCCAAUGAGGUGGUUGAGGAACUCAAGUCUCGGCUGCAACUGAAGGAGCGUUUGUUCCAGGAGCUGCUAUCGGACCACAGCAGACAGACUCAAGAGCACCACUCACAGGUCCAGGACCUGCUCAACACCAUCAACAAAAGAGAACAGUACAUCAAGGAUUCUGCAGAGCGUGUGGGUCAGGUGAUGGCUGAACAGACUGCUCGAUUGCAGGAGCUACGCAGACAGCUUGAGUCAACAGACCCUCAGCAGACCACAGCAGAGUCUUCUUCUGACACACAGACACUCCAGGAUGAUCUCCAGCUGGCUCUGCGCAGAGAAAUGGAAGCCCAGAACCAGCUGUCUGCCUUGCGGUCCAACCUGUCCAGCCACCAAGACCAACUCCAGGCCCAGGCCUCAGAUCUGGAAGCCUUGACCAGAACUUUGAUUAUUAAAGAAGAAAUAAUCAAGGACUUGCAGAUGCAAUUGGUGGAGCCAUCUGGUUUGCCUCUAGUCGAGCGACUAACCCAAGAGCUGCAUGAGCUGAGAGAGUGUUUGGGACAUCAGGAUCCCACUUGCAUUAAUCACAAGCAGGCUGCCCUCGAUACAUUGGUGCCCAUGGAAACAGGACUGGAUGCCAAACCUCAUGCUGAUUUUGGAGGUUUCAUCUCAGAUGAUGGAGAAGAGGAUGAUGAAGACUGCAAUAGUGAGUUUGCAGACAGUGCCGAAGACGAGGAGCACUCCAAACUGACUGCUCAGUCUUUGGUCAGCAUGCAGAGUUGUGAGCUGCAUAGAGGAUUCAGGGGCUGCCAGGAUGCAGUGGCUGAGGGUCAGGGGCUGGCAGAGGUCAAGCUACUGGUGGAACAGAAAAGGGUGGUAGAGAGAGAGCUGAUGGAGCUCAAGUCUCAACUAAAGAUAGCUGGUUUUUCAUCUCUCUCUCAGAUGAGAAAGGCUUUCUUUGCACUCCACACUGAGAAUGAUGAGCUCAAGAUUAUGCUGACUGCAAGAAAGGCAAAUAAUGAUGGACAGAAGAUCACAGCAGAUAGGGCUGAUGGACAACUUGUGGAUUCAGCUGGUAUGAAGGCAGGUGAGAGUGUGUCUGUAGGGGAGCCAUUGAGAGAGCAGACGGUGCAUCUGAAAACUAAUCUUGAGCAGGUGCAGCAAGAGAGUAGAGAGCUUCAGGAGAGACUCAUGGUGUCAGAGGCCACAGUUCAUGCUCAGGCCGAGCAACUCAAAGACUACAGAGAACUGCUUACGGAAACAUCAGUGCAGCAGGAUAGUAAGCAGGUCCAGGUGGACAUCCAAGAUCUGGGCUAUGAGACAUGUGGCCGAAGUGAGAACGAGGCAGAGAGAGAAGACACCAGCAGUCCAGAGUUUGAUGAUCUGGAGCUGUGCACAUCUCUCUCCUAUCAUGACGGGGGCUCUCAGUGGUGGGGUGCUCCCAGCUCACUGAACUCUGGCAAGACUGAAAAUGACGUGACCUACCUGCAGCGACUAGUGGAGGACCUGCGCAGUCAGCUGUCCCAAUCUCAGGCUCUGAUUCGCAGCUCACAGGCCCAAACGCGUGAUCAUACCCCAGCCAGCACUUCCCGUAAGGUCAACUGGGGCUUGGAUAACUGUGAGACACAGAGUGCAACUGAGGAAGACGAGGGCUGGCAGUCGUCUGAUGGCUUUGGCUCACUUCCCCGCAAGCCCAAACAAGACCGAGAGCUGCAAGAGCUUGUUUCCCGAGUGACUUCACUGGAGGAUCAGCUCAGGAAGGGUAAAGGCCAUACAGAGGAUGGCAAAACUGUAAACUGGCCAGGUAAGUUUGACAUGCUGAUUCAAGCGCAGGCCCGCGAGCUGUCUCAUCUGCGUCAGAGGGUGCGUGAGGGCCGUGGUGUGUGCCACAUUCUGAUUCAGCAUCUGAGAGACACCACCAAGGCCUUUGAAGAGUUGCUGCGCUCCAAUGACAUUGAUUACUACAUGGGCCAGAGCUUCAGAGACCAGCUCUCUCAAAGCCUUUCACUCACCCAGAGAGUCAGCUCCAAGAUCAGCGGCCGUGAUCACACUGAAGUUUCAGAUGAUAAAUCAGACCAUGAGCUGCUUGCAAUUCGGCUGAGUAAGGAGCUACAACAGAAAGACAAACUCAUCGAUUCGCUAUGCUCCAAACUCGACCAGCAACAACCACGAUCAGAAACACCUACCAGCAGCCACGCCCUGUCAGAAGCUACAGAUCAAUCAGACAGGACUUCUUUUGUGUCAGAUGACCAUGGCUCGACCAAUGAGGAUCUUGAGUUGUGCUCUGAACUGGAUGCUGCCAGUGAAUAUGACCGAGAGGAGGCUACAAGAAAUGGCACAGACUCACAAAGUCAUAGAGGCCCAGCUGCAUUACAUGCAUCCAUCCCUCCUUCCAUCAUGUCCUCUCACAGCCAUCAGUCCUCUAGCACGUGUCCCAGGAUGCACUGUACACCUCAAAGACCAAUGGAAACCCAAACACAGACAGGCCUCUCUGCUGGACCUCUGUCCAGCUCCAUUUCCUUCUCAACCUCCCCCCACUGUCUCCUCCACCCUUCAUCUCAAAUGCCCCCUCAACCUGUGUUUGAUCCUCAAAAUCAUCCCUUGAGAACCCGUAACCACUGUGGUGAGGGAUUCUCACUGGCAGAGGUUCACCAAGAGCUUCAAAUGCUUCAGAGACAGCUAGGAAACAGCUACCAUGGUCCUCAAGUCAAGCCUCUGCCUGGGUUUACACUGAGCUCCCACACUCAGCCAGACCAUAGCAUCAUACACACAUCCCAUCAUGCCUUUGAACAGUCACCUAUAAGCAGCCACCAGGCCAGUCCUGCUAUGAAAUCAGGGGCAAGCUUCCUCGAGAGCAGUGCGAUGUGUGAUAUAAUGUAUGGCCCAAGACAGUUAAGACCAGGCACGUAUGGAGAUGUGUCCUCUGGUUCCUCAGGAUAUCAGUCUGGCCAUACAGGUGCUGACUUAAUGGAGGAGCACCUUAGGGAGAUUCGCACUCUCAGACGGCAUCUAGAAGACUCUAUCCAGACCAACGACCGUCUGAGACAACAGCUGGAGGAGAGACUGGCCUCUUCUGCACGAAAUGGAGCUGGUGGAGCACCCACUAACAUCUACAUCCAGGGGCUUGAUUCAGUCAAUCAGCUGUCCAAUGAGAUUCGAGUGCUGAAAGAGGACAAUCAUGCCCUACAGAAUCAACUCCGGCAGGCCAGGACAGAUGGCAGUAAAGAGUUGGAGCGGCUGAGAGAGGCGGUUCUAUAUGGGCGUGGCCAGUUGAAGCAGGCAGAGCUAGAGGCGGAAACGUGGGCGGAUGAAUGCAGAAGACUGCAGGCUCAAAUCAGUGAGCAGACUCAGUCAAAACUGCAACUCAAAAAAGAGAAUCAAAACAGCCUGGACAACAACACCAGGCUACAGCAUGAGGUGAAUGUUCUCCAGCAGCAGUUAGGUGAGAGUCAGCGACUAGUGCACAUUCUGCAGUGUGAACUACAGGUAUACCAGAGAGUCUGCGGCACUACUGAGAGCAGCACAGGCUCAGGGCUGAGUUUGACCUUCGACCUGCAGGAGUCUAACAUACAUUUGUUGGAGCAGCAGUUGAGAGAGAGGUUGGAUCAGCGUAUGCCCCGCCCCUCAGCCAAGCAACAGCUCUUCCAUAACCAGUCUUCAUCUCCUCCCAUUCGAGAUACAGGGUUCUCCAGUCCUGCUUCACCAGCUGUGGAACCAGAUGACCUGAAGACUUCUGCUUGUGACUCAUCUAAGCCUGGCUCUGAAGGUCUGAAGUGUGAGGCCCCUGACGGCUCCUUCGCCUCCAGAACUGGACGUCAUGUGAUUGGCCACAUGGAUGAUUUUAGUGUUCUACAGCAGCAGCUACUAGAAGGGAAAGUGGUAAUCCGCAAGAUGGAAUCAGCACUGCAAUCAAGCCCAGAACAUGACCUACCACAGGGCUAUGUGAGAAACUUGCUCGCCAGCACUAAGACAUUGAAGCAGAUUCUGGAGGAGACUUGCUCUCUCUUAAGAAUGUUCUGGAGGGCAGCUCUGCCCAGUAGUGACGCCUCUGCCCAGCAGCUUAAAAAGGAGCAGUCUCUGAGAAAGGAAGUUGUUUCAUUAAGGCGUAAGCUGUCCAAACAAGAGCAGCUUCUCAGGGACACUAUGGAGAAUCUGAGAGCCUCCAGUCUCACUAAAGACAGCAUGGAGCAAUUCAUCGUUGGUCAGCUCUCAAGAACACGAGAUGUGCUGAAACAGGCUCGCACAAAUCUAGAGAAGAAUGAACUCAAGAUUGCCUCUCUAGGCUGCACCUCUCUCCCUUCAUCCUUCUAUUCCUUCUCCACUCCUUCCUGAUCUGAUAGAGGUGAGGUCACAGGAGGCUCCAGCAAUCAUGCCCCCUCUCUUGGUUGGAAUAGCAUGACUCACGCUCAAGAUCAAUAUAAAAUGAUGAGGAGUGAUAGACAGCGUCUCCUAGAGGUGUCCUGCAAAACAGACUCAAGACUUGGUGCUGCUGUGUCCUCAUGAGGUUUCAGAUUAAUUAACCCUAAAAAGCAUAAGGAAUAUACAGAACUAGUUUAAUGUUACACUUUUCUCAGAAAGACGUAAUUCUUUGGUGAAGUAUACAAGCUAAAGUUAAGAGUGUCCAAUUUUGUGUAUGUAAUGUGUUUGGAAAGCCAAAUGAUCUCUCAAAGUUAUGCAUGACUAUGGGAAGAUUCAUGUUAUAGACUUUGAAUUUUAAAUCAAGUCUUUAACCAAUGUAGCAUUAUAUGGGUUUCUAUUUGGUGAUAAUGUUUAUGUUGAACCAGCAACACUAAUAAUGUGCAAUUAUAAUACUACUGUGCUACCAGCCAGACCUUUUACACUGUAUCGUAACCCAGGGACAAGCUGAAGACCGAUGGUGCAAUAAUACUUAACUGAACCUGCUAUUGUAGAUUUGAAAUGGGAAUAUCCCAAUAUCUGUUUGUUUAACCUGUGUUAAUGCCAAAGUAUGAUUCUGUUGCUUUUAAUUAGCUAACCUUCAACAGUAUUUUGUCCAGUGAAACAAAGUCAAAUUUUUUAUUUUAUUUUCUUUUGUUUUGUUUUAAUGUUUUAUUACAUUUUUCUAUUUUUUAGCAUUUGCCCAUAGUGGAAAGUAUUGAUGCAUUUUUUUUUUUUAAAUACCUUUGGUUUUGGUCUAAAACAAAUCAGUGUUUUAUAUUUUAUUUGCAGUAACAGCUUACCAAUGGACCAGUUUACUUUUGUUCUUGUUUCUUUUGAUUUUUUUAUUAUUUUCUCACAAUUCUUUUCAUUUUUUGUUUUGUUUUCUAUUUGCUUUCCUUUUCUUUGUCAUUCUCAUUUCUUUUUCUUUUCCUUUUCUUUUCUAUUUUUUUCCUUUUCCCUUUUCUUCUUUUUUUCCUUUCACCCUUUUCGUUUCUUUUUAUUAUUGACAUGCAAUGAGAUAAAAAAAGGAUAACAAAACAAUCUCACUAAUGUGUUGAAUUAUAAUUGUUUUAGACAUUGCAGUCAAUUUGCUAUUUUUGAUUUUGAGAGACUGUAUGUAGCUCUACUGUUCUAGCUGUAUGUGGCUUUGAAAGAUUGCAAUGUGAAAAGCCUGAUGCUCUUGCAUGAACCUCAAAACUUGAGGCUUUCACAUGUAGUAUUUCACAACAGUGCAGAAAGGCCUGGGGUUUCUUAUGUACUUGUGAAAUGGUCUGGUGCCAUGAUGUUUUGUUCUGUAUAUUAUUUGUUAUUAACGCUUUAUGAGAAGCUCAUUUACAGCCGUCAUUAGGUCAGGCAUGCAACAACCAAAAAUAUGUAUGUUGUAUUUUGAACUCCUGAGACAAAGGGAACACCAAAAGACACUUGGGGUUGGUCCAUUUCAAGUCAAUCUCUUGCACUAUCUGGCUCUAUGACAAUCAGAUAUUUUGGGGAUUUUCAGUUGUUUAAGAUAUACUGUAGGUAGCAAUGCAAUUAGUUUUAAUAUUUCCCUUUGUAAAGUGAUGUAUAUUGAAAGGGGUUUGUAAAAGAGGGUAAUGCAUGUGUAUUUCAGAAAAACGUAUGUUGAAGAAAAUUCUAAACAAAAAGGGAAACUUAAUAAAAAAGGGAAU
Molecule: messenger RNA, 8189 nt
Organism: Xyrauchen texanus (razorback sucker)
Lineage: Eukaryota; Metazoa; Chordata; Actinopteri; Cypriniformes; Catostomidae
Gene: pde4dip
Product: phosphodiesterase 4D interacting protein
Exons: 44
Cellular component (GO): microtubule organizing center
Source: RefSeq, a predicted model, not a curated record